AUGGGAAAUCCCAAAUCCGAAUUAGAUCUUUUAAAACAAGAGAACGCCAGGCUUUUGGCUGAGAAUACUGAACUUAGAAAAGAGAAUGCUAAAUUAAGACAAGAUAUAGAAGGGCACGAGACCAGAAUCACGAAACUAGAACAGGGAGAUAAAAGUAUUACUAAAGUUCCACAAUCUUCAGUAAAUUCCAACGAUACUCCUGAACAGAUAGUUUCACGAUGCGAUGGUACCCCAGUAUCUGAUAUAUCUGAUAACACUUCAAAUUCUGUGACUGCCUUUGGUAAUGAUACUCCUACAUCCGAUAUAUCUGAUAAUGCUUUAAAUUCUGAUGUAUGUCUGGAAGAGACGAAGUCUAAAGUCUCCGAUAUACCUUUAACCCGAUGCUCUGGAUCUCCUAUUCCUGCAGAAACCAUAACAUUGGAAGAGAAGGAAGAAAAUGAAUUUCUGAAUUUGCAGUAUAAGGAACAGGUUAGUAAAGAGAUAAUGGAGAGAAUUAGGGAGAAGAAACUUCGAGAUCAAGAAUUACUCUCAACUUCUGAAGAUAAUACUUCUAAUAUUUCGCGUGAGCAAAGUUUAAUACAAGAAAAAUGUCAAGAAAUUUCCGUUACCAAAAAUCACGAAAAAUCUUCUGACGAAAUUUCAGAUAUGUCUAGUGAUAAAAUCUCUGGACAAAAUAUCAAACUUAUAGAUUCCCUCGAUAAACCACUAACAAAUCUAAUUGUGGAACAAGAAUUAUAG
Molecule: messenger RNA, 738 nt
Organism: Diversispora eburnea
Lineage: Eukaryota; Fungi; Glomeromycota; Glomeromycetes; Diversisporales; Diversisporaceae
Source: the annotation of a GenBank genome assembly